Messenger RNA from Leptomonas pyrrhocoris, 1976 nucleotides. RefSeq names its product nucleoside phosphorylase-like protein. Lineage: Eukaryota; Euglenozoa; Kinetoplastea; Trypanosomatida; Trypanosomatidae. The coding region runs from base 954 to 1976 and encodes 340 amino acids. Gene Ontology annotation, biological process: uridine catabolic process. Gene Ontology annotation, molecular function: uridine phosphorylase activity. The record is from RefSeq and is a predicted model, not a curated record. The transcript has a single exon. Gene Ontology annotation, cellular component: cytosol.
GGGCCUUCUACGUUGUCCGUCACGUGCGGUCUUGAUGCGUGCUCUCUUCCUUGUCUGCUUGCUUCUUCGCUGUUACGAUUGUUUUAGAGCGGGCUGCGCCGUCAACCGAGUACCUUCCAUCUCUGAAAGUGAAGUUAGAGCGAGCCCGCCACUCCCAACAUUACGCCCGAUCAUCUUUCUUAUCUUCAGAUCCGUAAAAUAAUUGCUGCUUUAAGCUGCUAUUUUUCUUUUUCUUCUUCUUUUCACUUGCUACUGCUAUUGUGGGUGUGUGUGUGUGUGCGUGGGUGCGUGUGUAUCGGCAGCUAGCAGCUACCGCGGUGGCAGGCGCAGAGAUGGCCGUCCAUUCUGCACGCAGCACAAACGUGUUGCCGGCACAGGGAGUCACGCCGGGGCACACACACGCACACACACGCACACACACCUUGUGCGUUUCCUUUUUCUUUCGUUCCCCGUUUUUACGUUUUAUCCUCCUCCUUUGUGUGCGGUACGCUGGUGGCGCAGCGGCCUGCUCCUCUACGCUUCGCAGUGCCGCACUCCGGCAACAGCAAUCGUCAACGGAAAACAUACGCGUCCGUUAAAUGUCGCCUUGCGCGCGGCAAACUCCUCUGGGAGUUGUUUGUCCCCCGCUCAUGAGCGCUGUGCACGUCGCAUUCUCGCCGCGACGCCCCUCCUUGCUUUCAUGGGCACGGCUGUGUGUGUGUGUGCCUUUCCCCGGCCGAAAGGCGGCCGUGCAGCCCCCCCCCCCCUCCCUACUCGUCUGUUCCACUCCUCCGCUGUCCUCCUCUCCACCGGCACGCGCGCUGCCCUCUGCCGCAACGCGCCGUCCGACCAGAACGCACAUUUGCUGCACCGUCCCUCACCGAGCCCGCACGACCACCCAAAAGAACACGAUAUUCUUAAACCCUGCAAAAGAGAAAAACAAGUAAACCCACCCUCCCGCAUACACACUCACCAUGUCCCACACUGGCUUCGGUGCUUCCGGCGACGUCGACCCCGACCUGCCGCUGACCCCGGAGGGUCUGACCUACCACGUCACGUGCACCGCAGAGCACCUGGCGGACCGCAUCGUGCUUGUCGGCGACCCGGGCCGCGUGAAGAUGGUGGGCACCUUCCUCGACAAGGACAGCAUCUGCUACGAGGCGUCGCACCGCGAGAUCAACGUGAUCACCGGCAAGUACCACGGCGUGCCGGUGACGGUGAUGAGCACCGGCAUGGGCACGGACAACGUGGAGAUCGUGAUGAACGAGGUGCACAUCCUGAAGGAGUACGACGUGGAGAAGCGGCAGUGGCGCACGCGGGUGGGCGAGACGCCGAAGAACGCCGACGAGAAGCUGUUCGACCCGUCGAAGGUGAAGCUGAUCCGCGUGGGUACGUGCGGCUCGCCGAACGACGAGGUCGCGGUGGGCUGCCUCGCCAUCACGCAGUACGCCAUCGGCAUGGACAACACCUGCCAGUACUACGAGGCGCCGGCGGUGAACCACACGGCGGACGUGCAGGAAGUGCUGAAGAAGGUGCAGGCGACCACGCUGGGCAAGGUGCAGGUGUACGCGACGAAGGCGGCGCCCGCCAUCACCAACGGCCUGGUGGAGUCGUGCAAGAUCCUGAACAGCACCCUGCCCGCGGCGGAGCAGCAGGCCUACUACGUGGGCACGACGUGCAGCGGCAGCGGCUUCUACGGCUGCCAGGGCCGCAGCGUGGGUCGCUUCCGCGGCCACCUGACGGUUCCGCACCUGACCGACGAGCUCGCCGGCCUGCGCUUCAACGUGAGCGAGGGCGUGCAGCGGGUGUCGAACAUCGAGAUGGAGAACAGCGCGCUGUGCUACCUGAGCAACUUCCUCGGCUACCAGGCGGGCACGGUGUGCGUGGUGAUCGCGGGCCGGUCCCACGCCCACCACGCGUUUGCGACGCCCGAGCAGACGGCCAAGGCCCUGUCGAACGGCCUCACGAUCGCCCUGGAGACGCUGACGCGCAACUGA